Messenger RNA from Aspergillus luchuensis, 1512 nucleotides. RefSeq lists its product as uncharacterized. The coding region runs from base 1 to 1512 and encodes 503 amino acids. The record is from RefSeq and is a predicted model, not a curated record. The transcript has 3 exons. NCBI's taxonomy places the organism in Eukaryota, Fungi, Ascomycota, Eurotiomycetes, Eurotiales, Aspergillaceae.
AUGGUCUUGACAAUUGAUCUUGGAGAAGAUCGACUUAGUUCCCUUAAUUCAACUAUCGAUCUCAAUAUUCAUGCUUCAGCUCAGGUACUAAUUCCCGAAGACACUGGCUUAACGGAUGCAGCCUGUAUCGAGAGGCUGCUCAAAUCGCAAGAUCUAUGGGUGUUCCAAACUCCCGAACUCAAGCUCUAUAUUUCGGUCAAUAUCGAUGCGUCGAUAGUCCUUUCAGCCUCCACUUUCGCUUCAUCGGUCGGAGAGAUGAUGUGUAGUUCCAAGCUCUGGUCAGAUCUUGGUCUUGUUGCGUUAUUUAGGAGCUAUAGUCACCUCCACUACGGCGAUGUCACUUCCUUCAAGCUCAUCAUCGGCAUUCAAAGGGACUUGAGCCAGUCGAAGACGAGACCUACACGGAAAACAACGUUAUUCGAUUAUCUUGACGAUAUUCAUCCUCCAGACUACAUCAAGACUGUUUAUCUAUCUACAGUCAAUGCAUCUAUGACUUUCACUCCCAAAAAUGAAACCGCACAGCUAUAUAUACUGAAUACAGACACUUUGACAAAACCGGAUUCGGUAGGAAACUAUUGCUACAUGAACUAUAUACUAAAGAGCACGCAAGAUACUAUUUCGUUUGAUCCUCAACCAGAUUUGUAUACAUAUAAUCCCGGCAACACUCAAGCCACAUCCUUCAUCGAUGAGCUAGAAGGGUUGCUUGAGAGCGAACAGAGCCCUCUCACACCCACAGAAUCCUUUCAAAAUAUUCCCGCGAAGGAACAGCGUGAACAACUGAACAAUCUCUUCACAAUCGGCCUGGAAGCUCUUUUAUUCGGAUGCACUGCGCCAUCUAAUCAGAGUGAUCUCCAAAGCAAGAAGCGACAACCUCUUUCACAACUUGCACCCUCGGUCUUCAACCCGAACUACCACAGGGAAAUGAGUCAACGAUCAACCCUGAUCCCCUCAAUCACAAAAUCACUUUCUUCCAUACUCAAGCUCCCCAACCACCAAUCCCUUCAAUCCAAACUAGGCAAGCUAAACAAUGGAAACACGCUUCACCCCACUGGGGCAAACACAGACACAAACAGUAUCAGAAACACCAUAAGUGCAUCCCUCUUCCGCAUCGCCCAGAAACAGCUCUACAAGCCACAAGCAUCCCGGAAACUGCGCUUUCAGGCCCCACCACCCAACCCUCAAUGCGAGGACCAGCCGUCGCCAGUCAAAGAACGAAUGGAUGGAGAACCAGGAUAUUCUUCCGAUGGAGAAGAAGAACUUCUUGGGUUCAGUGAGCCCGAUGAAAGUAGUAGCUGUGCGAUGCUAUCGACUACUACUGCUGCUGCACCUUCUUCAUCAUGCGGGUCACUGCCAUUCUCGCAGGAUGAUUACGAUGAUGACGACGAUGAUAUAAUGUCUAAUGGACUGAGUGAAGAUGGUGUGAUUUACACGCUGUUUUCAGAUGAUAUGGUAGAAUUUGAAGGAUUUGGAGAUGACCACGAUGAGGACGAUAUGCUCUGCAGUAGUUUUUGA